This is a messenger RNA of Hyalella azteca, 941 nucleotides long. Its product is annotated as heterogeneous nuclear ribonucleoprotein D-like. The record is from RefSeq and is a predicted model, not a curated record. The transcript has 6 exons. Lineage: Eukaryota; Metazoa; Arthropoda; Malacostraca; Amphipoda; Hyalellidae. Bases 139 to 888 code for a protein of 249 amino acids. Gene Ontology annotation, molecular function: RNA binding.
GCGUCAAUUUCAAACGAACCAUAAUAUCUUUCCGCCACCAAGCGACAGCGUCGUCAAGCUCAUCAUUUCUGUGCUUCUCUAGAUACCACAACUCCUGCACUGAAACCCAAAAUCUGCGAAUUUACGUAUAUACAUAGCAUGGUUCAAGCUUCUGUGGACAAGAAAAACAAAUCAAAAAACAUGGCUAAGAACACAAUCAAUAAGAAGGCUGCUGCUGCUGCCACCACAAAGUCCCCAGCAAAACCAAUUAAAAAGGCUGAUGCCCCAAAGAAAUUCAACAAGAAGGCAGCUGCUGAAAACAAAUCUGAGAAGAAGGCAAACCCUAAGCAAGUCGAGUCAACUAAAAGGAAGCGGCCUCAAAACAAACCCCAAAACCAGUCACCAGCCAAGAAAGCCAAGAAAGAAUUUCCUAAAUUUGACUAUGAGCUUUUUGCAGCAAAGCUUAAAUUCCAGACGGGUAAAGAUGCUAUUGAAAAAUACUUUUCAAAGUUCGGAGAAAUCUUACAAGUAACUUUACCGUGGAACGUACACAAAGGAAUCAAUAAGGGUUUCUGCUUUGUUGCAUUCAAGAAUGAAAAGGAUUUCAAGAAGGCUUUAAAGGAAUCGCAUGUGAUUGAUGGUGCCCAGUUGGUUGUAAAAGACGCAAAGAACAAGAAAGAGGGCAAGGCGCAGAAGAAUGGCGAGAAUAAGACAGAAAACCCGAAGAAAAAAGUGAAAGUAGAUGAAGACGAAGAUGAGGUUGAUGAAGAAGCUGAUGAGGAGGAAGAUGAAGAAGCUGAUGAGGAGGGAGAAGAUGAAGAAGCUGAUGAGGAGGGAGGAGAGGAGGAAGAAGAUGACGAGGAGGGAGGAGAUGAAGAAGAGGGUGAUGAAGACGAAGAUGAUGAAUAGAUUUAAUGAUCUCGUUUAAAUUUGGACGCCAAAAUUAAAGUGACAGGACAAUU